AUGAGGAAUGCAAAUCCUAAGCCAGGAGAGGACAACAGCUUGAAGACUAGAAGAGAAAACUCGCUCAAUGCGCAACUCAUCUCGCAAAAGUCAAGAACACUGAAGUGGGAAAUCCAGCAACACAAAGCAGUGCAGGUAUGGGAUUGGUUAUUCAAAGCUUGCGAGGUAAAUGGUAGGAUACUGCUUCGUGAUGGCCUGAUAAAUAUCCAGGAAAUUGAAGAAUGCCUUGUUAAGGCUAAUUGUAAGAAGCUGAGCAUCAAAUUACCUACUUGGUCCGUACUACAUUGUCUGCUUGUAUCUGCGAAGUCUGACUCAUCUGGGCUGGUGAUCUCUGAUGAUGUAGAGUUGGCAAGAAACAAUGGACCAAGGGAAAAGGUGUUUGAGUGGUUAAUCGAACCGUUAUUAAUUAUGAAAGAGCAAAUAAAGAAUCUGAAAGUAGAAGAAAAUGAAGAAACCUGUCUGAAAAGGCUGGUUAUUGAGUGCGAAAACAAGAGGCCCGAGGAGUGGGAUGGAACUGGAUUUCCAUCCAAUGACAAUGUCAGAAGGGCACAGCUGCAAGCCAUUAUCAGAAGAUUGCAGGGGAUUGUAGCUUCCAUGUCCCGGUUUCCGACCUUCCCGCGUCGCUUUAGGAACAUGAUGAAGGUUUUGUACGCAGAGGCAAUUCAGGCUGGUGCUUCAGCCAGUCAUAUUGGAGUAGCAUUAAAAUCCAAAUACACUAGCAAGAGCUUGAUUGGGUCUGGGAGUAGAGAAGGUAGAAAUGAAACUGAUGAGGUAAUUAAUGAGGCAUAUGAUAGCGGGGAUGUAGUAUGAGUUGGCUUUUGUAAGAUGUGUGUUUUUCUUUCUCUCUUUGGAUGUUGGACUUGUGCCGAUAGUACCUUUAAUCCUCCGUUAAAUGUCUGUUGAACGAGAGGUCUCUCUUGGUUCAGAACAGCGAGAAAAUCAAAAUCUGCACUCGCUUAAAAAUCCCAAGCACUCUUUCGGACUGGAUAGUGCACCAACCCUGAAACAUCUUUUGUGGCAUGGAAUCUCUCAAAACAAGAUCAUGACUCGGAAAGCUUUUCCAACGCCCAAGUGACAAGCAUUUUCACACAAGGAUGAGAAUGUUAUCACAUCCAAAGCUGGAGGGAGUCGAAAGAGUUUCAAAUUCAAACAUAACUCUGAAUGUUAUUUAACACCAAGGAACAUUUCUAUCUUAGAUAAACUAUGAGGGCUCUGCCCUUUCUAGUUCUUUUGAUCAAUAAGAAUUUCAUACACCAAAAAAUU
Messenger RNA from Populus euphratica (Euphrates poplar), 1263 nucleotides. RefSeq lists its product as uncharacterized. Lineage: Eukaryota; Viridiplantae; Streptophyta; Magnoliopsida; Malpighiales; Salicaceae. Gene Ontology annotation, biological process: vegetative to reproductive phase transition of meristem. The transcript has 5 exons. The record is from RefSeq and is a predicted model, not a curated record. The coding region runs from base 1 to 810 and encodes 269 amino acids.